This is a messenger RNA of Gongylonema pulchrum, 828 nucleotides long. Lineage: Eukaryota; Metazoa; Nematoda; Chromadorea; Rhabditida; Gongylonematidae. The record is from the annotation of a GenBank genome assembly.
AAGAUGAAAGAAAACAGCACAUCGGUACACUUCGACGCAGAACCAUCCAGCCCCGAGCAACUGGCGCCAGAAGAACAGACAUUGCCUGUGCCUACAAAUAAUUGUAACGAAAACGCCGCCGAGGAAUGUGCGCAGCCGGGGCACUCAGAACACGACCUCACUGUCGAGGCCUCGGAAUCGGAGAAGGAAAAUCCGGACUCGAUCGCCAAAGGACUCGCCCAUCUAAAGAUAUCGCCUUCAAACGGUAUCGAUGAAAAAGCAAAGGCAGAAUGUGGUGCGUUGGAUUCAACUUGUUUGUCCGGCAAAAAAGAGGUGGGAGGUAGAGGUGAGACUGGUGUGCUGAGCAGAGGUCGCAAGAAGCGGUACCUGAGGGGUCAAAUUCUCGCCAUCCGAAAAGCAUUUUCGGAGGAGCAGUGGUUGCAGUACGCGAAAGCGCUCUAUGGUGACGCACUUAAAAGUCAACCAUUCAAAAAAUGCGAGAUCGUAAAAGAAUCAACGAGUGAUAUGCCGAAAACAAAAAAGAUAGGAAAAUGUGUCAUACAAACAAAGAAACAGAAUGAGCAAAAAUCGUACGAAAUGAAGCAGAACAAAGCACCGCUUCUGGCUUCUGUUCGUUUAUUGAUGAAAACUUCGCGGGACAAAACUUUUGGAAUUUUGGAUGGGAAAUGCAGAAGAAUGAAAGCGAAUUUUUAUCACGAGCUGUCAGUAGAAAUGGGAAAUAAAAUGGAACGUGGAACAUCAACAACAGUGGCCACACAAACGUAUGUUUUUGUGAAUUGGUGGAGUGCGCUUCCACAACAUCCCUCUGAUUUCGAUAAGAGGCACUAA